This is a messenger RNA of Parasteatoda tepidariorum (common house spider), 2724 nucleotides long. RefSeq lists its product as uncharacterized. The record is from RefSeq and is a predicted model, not a curated record. Lineage: Eukaryota; Metazoa; Arthropoda; Arachnida; Araneae; Theridiidae.
GAUGAAAACAAAAUAAAAAUUCUUUCAUGGAAAACAUGUGAUACAAUCUGAUGAUAAUUAUAAGAGAAAGGAUAAAAGAAAUGACGUAGUUUCAAAGUUCGAAGUUCCUUUUUAAAAUAAAUCAGUAUUUGCCAAUUGAAACGAUGCAUUUGAGCGCUAAGUUUUUCGGUUAUGUGAAACUGAAACUAGAUUCAUUCAUAAAUAAACAGAAUAGUUGUUGAUUGUAAUGAAUUGGCUAGCUUCAUUAUUACUUCAUUUUAUAUUAAUCCUUCAUCAAAUUUUGUUGUACAUUGAAACAGAAUAAUAAUCGAUAUUUAAUUCAAUAAAAAAUUAUCUUAUGUUGAAAAAUUUGGAAAACAACGAUGGUUAACUUAAAUGAACGAUCCAUUAGCCUGCUUCAUAAUAUAAUCUCAUGUUAUUUUAAAAAAAGAAGAAAAACUAAAAGUAGUAAUUCAUUGAACAGAAAUUUAUACUUUUAUCAAAGUUUGAGAAAAUAUAAUCAAUUGCGAACUUUAUACCACCAACAUCGCAUUUUAUUUAUGAAAUCACUAAUCAACACUGGUUGUUUCUUACAUCAUCGAAAGUACUUUAAUAAAUGGUGGGAGAAAAUUCAAAAUUUUACUGAUGACCAAUGGUUGAAAUAUUUAAGAAUGAGAAAAGAAACUUUUGCUCUUUUAGUUAGUCACAUAAAUCCUUAUCUCCAAAAAUCAAGCAAAUUUGAAGUAUCUGUUGAAAAGCAAAUAGCUUUAGCUCUGAUUUUCUUAUCAUCAGGUAAAAGUUACAGAUACUUAAGUCGUUUAUUUUCAGUAUCGAAAAUCGAUAUCCAAACAAUUGUGACAAAUGUCUGUUCUGCCAUAAAACACCUUAUGCCAAAAUAUUUAAAAAUUCCUUCUUCCACAGAACUUAAAAAGAACAUCUCAGAUUUCCAAGCUAUAUGGGGAUUUCCACAGUGUGCUGGCGUACUCGGUAGCAUGCAUAUUCCUUUAAAUAUAUCCCAUUUACCGCAUAAUGCUGUUGAUUAUUUCAACAGCAAUUCUGACUAUUCAAUGUUAUUGCAAUGUAUAGUUGAUGCUAACUAUAAAUUUUGGGACAUAAAUGUUGGCUGGCCAGGCAAUGUUCCAGAAUCUAGAAUUUUAACCAACUCAACUCUGUGGUUGAGGGGUCAAGAUCGAAAACUUUUCCCAGAAGACAGUCAAAACCCUCGGGUAAUUGAUGUUCCAUUAUACAUUCUCGCAGGGGCAGCCUAUCCGCUAUCCCAUUGGAUAUUAAAACCGUUUUUGAAUGACCCAGAAUCUGAUAAAGAGAAAGCUUUCAAUGAGAAAUUCACCUUCGCAUAUAAUGUAUGUGAGAUUGCAAUGAAACGGUUAAAAGCUAGAUGGAAUUGCCUUGUUAAACGAAAUAUACACAAUGUUGAAACCUUACCUAGUGCUAUUGCUGCAUGUUGUAUUCUGCACAAUUUUUGUGAAAUAAAUCAAGAGCCUAUACUAGAUAAAUGGAUUUUAGAAACAGAAAGUUUUUUUAAACAGCCCGUUCCUUCUGUUUGUUCCACUGUUAUAGGUCCUCAGGCUGAAACCAUUCGCCACACAGUCUGUGAAUAUGUAUCCGAAUGUCCAGUAAACGAUGUCUAGAAGUCUUAUAUUUAUUUAAGAAUACUAGACAUUAAAGAAUUAUUCAUAAUGUUAAUAUGUAAUUUUUCUUGUUGGUAUUUUUCUGUUGUAAUAGCAUUACCAUUCAUCUUUUGAAAUAUAUUGCAAAUUUUAAAAAUUGAUCAUUGAAUUUCACUUUUGCAUGCAAUGUAUAUGAAUUUGGGCUGAAAUAAAAGCUAAGUAGAAUUGCCUUGUUAAACAAAAUAUCUACAAUGUUGGAAGUUCUAUCUAAAGCUAUUGCUGCGUGUUGUACUGUUCACAUUUUUUUUAAAUAAAUCAAGACCCUUUAUUAGAUAAAAUGAUUUUAGAAACAGAAAGUUUUUUUUUUAAAUAACCUGUUCCUUCUAUUGUUCAACUGUUAUAGGUUUUCAAGCUGAAAACAUUCACCAUACAGUCAGUGAAUAUGUAUCCGAAAGUCCAGUAAACAAUGUCUAGAAUUAAUAUAUUUUUUAGGAAUGCUAGACAUUAAAUAAUUAUGUGUAAUUUAAUUAUUUUGUAUUAAAAUAGCAUUACCAUUCAUCGUUUAUCUUUUAAAAUAUAUAGUAAGUUUUAAAAAUUAAACAUUGAAAUUCACUUUUGCAUGCCAUGUAUGUGAAAUUGUGUUGAAAUGAAUCAAGGCCCUUUAUUAAAUAAAUGGAUUUUAGAGACCCAAAGUUUUGUUAAACAACUUGUUUUUCUCAUCUGUUAUAUGGCCUCAAGCUGAAAACAUUCAUCAUGCAGUCUGUGAAUAUUCAUUCGAGUGUCUAGUAGAACUAUGUCUGGAAUUCUUAUAUUUGAUAUUCAUUGAAUAAUUAUUAGUAAUUUUUAAGUGUAUUUUCUUAUUAAUGCAAUAAUUAUAAUUCAUCUUUUUAUGUAGUACAUAUGUUUUAAAAUAUGUAGUUGGGUAGAAAUAAAUUUUGAAGUAAUAUACUUUUGUGUCAAUGUAUGGGAGAUAGGACAGAAAUGGUCAAAAGCCAGAUGGAUUUGCCCUUUUACAUGAAAUAUUCAUAAUGUUGAGGUUUUAUCUUGUGCAAUAUCUGCAUGUUGUAUUCUUCAUAAUAUUUGAGAAAUAAAUUAUAACUUAUAUUAGAUAAAUAGA